This is a messenger RNA of Vitrella brassicaformis, 2380 nucleotides long. NCBI's taxonomy places the organism in Eukaryota, Vitrellaceae. The record is from the annotation of a GenBank genome assembly.
CCAGAACAGAUCAGACCAAGGUGGGUGCAUUCAAGCUUUUGGUGUCUUCCCGCUGAAGGCAAUCAUGUCCCCCCAGAUAGAACCUGCUUGUCUCCCUCACGUAGCACAGUACCGCACCCAGAGAGCACACACACACGCAGACGGACAGCGUCACGCAAGAGAAGCGAACAAAUAUGACGGAAGAGAGACACAAGAAGACAUCACACGCACAUCCAUCACGACAAUCUCUGGUAGCAGGCUACGCCAGUCCCAUAAGACUCUCGUGCAUCCCCACGAACGCCUGCAAAGCGCCCCGGCAUCGUUCAACCGGUGCCCUCGCACGGCCGCAGGGUGGGGUAUACGAGGCAUUCGAUGAACCUGUCCGCCACCUCAUGGGGUCAAGCCCUGCUGUCGCAAUCCUUACGCGCGACCGCAUUACACUUCCCGGCUUGCGGUGAAGGUGGAGAGGCUCAACGAGGGGUCCGUCGGUGGGUGUGUGUACGAGUGGGGGGUUGGUCAUGGUGCCGCAUCCCGCGCCCCGAUAGUUUCUGGGGGGAGCAGAUGGGGGCGGCCGUGCAGUGGCCAGGGCGGAGUUGAUCAGAUCAGUGAGGGGAAACAGGAGGUCUGGCGGGCCGUCGUUGCUGCAGGCUGUGACUCCGGCCGCCCACUCGUGGACCUUGUGGACAGAGGGGUCAUAAUGCGGCAUGGUGCCGGGCAGGAUACCUGCGGAAUCGGCCAGUUCUAUCAGCUCGCUCCUCAGCGCCCUCAUCUGUAGUCUCUCGACAGUCGACAAGUCUCGGAACUUGUCGACCUUCUCCGAGUUGCUCCGAUCAGCGUCCGCAGCGCCCGGGGGGCCCCUCUCGCUGAUGGGCGGCAGAAGGCCGGGCGACCCCUCUCGCAUUGACAUCGGUCCCGUGUCGGCCGUCUCCAUCUCACGCCAAAACACGUCUUGUGUGUCGCUGAAGCGUGCUGACGACGAGGGGGGCAUCAGGGCCAAUACAUCUUCGGGAGGCUCGUCACACAGUCGGAAUGUCUGGAAGGGGCGAAACAUGCACGGCCAUGCCGGCCAGAUGCGAUGCGUGGGCCUUGGCUGGUCGUCCUGGCUAUGUGUGUAGUGUGCACCUCUUGCGAGAUCAUCUUGGCACGCGGCGGGCUGCGGAAGGUCUUUGAGCUCCUGGUGCUCACACUGACUCCAGACUUGCGCAGACGAUCGUCACGCAGGGAUGUCCAGGUGCUCAUCAUACUGUCGCAUAGAGACCCUGAUGAAAGGCAUACAAACAACCGACAUCCACACAGCGGGGUGGUUGUGUCAGUAUGCUCGCUCGUCGCGACCGACCCCACCUGAGUAUGGCGUGAUGGCGAGAAACCGCUCCAUGACUGUCGCAGGCGCAGAGGGGGAGGGGUUGCUGAGAGCCCUGUAAUAAGACCGCUGGCCGACCGGCCGCGACUUGGGCGUCACCAGAGGCGUCAGGUCUGACAAAUCGGUACCCAGCCGGAGUCGAGGACGCUCUGUCAGGCCCUGCAUUCACCGCACGAACAAAGCUGUGAUGACCCACACCAUUCCACUCGGCCAUGUGAAGCACAUGAACCCACCUGUUCGUCUUUCACACGCCGAAAGUCGUCGACCACCGAAGGGCUCGACGUCAGCACCUCGGAUAAACUGAACCGCCCAGCUGGGACGUCCCCCGCCGCCCUUUUAUCCUCCCUCCGGUCCCUCCACGAGCCGCUCCGUCUAGGCUGCCUUCUCAUUGCGAAGCGCCGCCCACUCUGGCUCAAAACGGGCUCUUCACGCCCCGGAGGGCCUCUCUUGAGCUUCACGCGAUAACGAAAGGGCACGUCUGCAGCCGGCGGUGGCUCCAAAGGGGCCUCUGCUGCUUCUGACGGCCUCUCCCCCUCAGCUUGCAGUGGGCUCUUGUCUUCUUCCAUCUGCUCUUGCCCAUCCUCCAGCUGCUUCUCCCUCUCCCCGUCUCCUCCGUCGCCCAGUCUGAGUCUCUCCUGAAUUUCAAUCGAGGAAGUGGGCGCGAGCUCCCCCACGUCCAGCAAGAGCGCAGGCAGGCGCUGGCUGGGCUGCGUCGACGACCUUUUGCCGUUGUCUUGACUGGGCCUCGCGAAGGCAAGAGACCUCGACCGCUGGGAGAAGACGGAGCCAUGUGUGGCUGGGGUACUGAUGACUGUGGCUCGGCUGCUCGGGGCCCUUGACCGCCGCGCGCCUGCUGUCGUCGCCUGUUUGGCCGCCUUCUUAGCGCUUUGUUGGAGGGCAUGGAGGCAGCUGGCGAAUGCGCUGAGCUGCGUUUGGCCUCCCCUCGAUAUAAGGUGGUUGAUGACCUCCACAUGGAGGACUUUGCCUGGCUUUCCCUCUGAGAACAUCACCCUCUCUGCUAACCACGACGAGGUAACAAAC